AUGGGAGGCAGCCAAGUGAGAGGUGCAGGUGAUCUCAGUUCUUGCCCCAGGGCUAACAUAGAGGCAGCCUGCACUUGCAGCAUUACAGAGCGUCUGGCCAGGGCACACCAAGACUGGGGGCUUGGGAAGAUGAAGGGGCUACAGCUACUGCUGAAGUUGCUGCUGGUGGCCAGCAUUCUGGGCACACAGGGGCAGCGCCAGGUCUACUUCCGUGAGGAGUUUGAAGAUGGAGAAAACACAAGUUAUUUUUAUAUGUUGCGUUUUCUUUUUCUUUACUCCAUAGAUGGAUGGAAAAAACGAUGGGUGGAAUCUAACCAUCAGCCAGAUUAUGGUAAAUUUCGACUCACUGCAGGAAAAUUUUAUGGAGACAAAGAAAAAGAUAAAGGUCUCCAGACCAGUGAAGAUGCCAAGUUUUAUGCCCUUUCAGCCAGGUUUACGCCGUUCAGCAAUGUGAAUGAGACCUUGGUGGUUCAGUUUUCAGUAAAACACGAGCAAGGCAUUGAUUGUGGUGGCGGGUAUGUGAAACUUUUUCCUGACUCCCUGAACCAGGAAGAUAUGCACUCGGAAUCCAACUAUUACAUCAUGUUUGGCCCUGAUAUCUGUGGCUUUGGAAACAAUGAAGUAAAAGUAAUCUUUUAUCACCAAGAGAAAUACUAUGCGAACAACAGGACCAUCAAGUGCAGGAUCAAUAAAGACACUCAUCUGUAUACGCUGAUCCUUCGCCCUAAUGCUACAUAUGAGGUCAAAAUUGACAAUGAGCACGUGAUAUCUGGGGAACUAGAGGAUGACUGGGACUUCCUGCCUCCCCGGAAAAUAAAAGAUCCCUAUGCCCGGAAACCAAGGAAAUGGGAUGAGCGUGCACAAAUAGAGGAUCCUGAAGAUAAGAAACCUGAGGACUGGGAAGAGUUUGAGUUCAUCCCAGACCCGGAAGCUAAGAAGCCCGAUGACUGGAAUGAGGCAAUGGAUGGGGACUGGGAAGCCCCCCUCAUACAAAACGUUAAGUAUAAGGGACAAUGGAAACCCCGAAUUAUUGAUAAUCCCAAUUACCAAGGGGAGUGGAUCCAUCCAGAAAUAGACAACCCUCAAUAUAAGCCUGACCCUACCAUUUGUCACUAUUAUAACAUCAGUGUUCUUGGCCUGGAUCUUUGGCAGGUAAAAUCAGGCAGCAUCUUUGACAAUUUCCUUCUUACAAAUGAUGAAGAGUUUGCUGAAGAGGUUGGAAAUAAUACUUGGGGGUUAAGAAAGGACAGAGAAAAGAAGUGGAGAGAAGUGUAUGAAGAAAUAGAAAAGAAGAGGAAGGCUGAAGAGGCUAAGAAGAAAAGGGAAAGGGAGAAGGAAAGAGAAGAAGACAUCUGGGGGCUUGACCGAGAGGACAGUGAAGAGGAUUUUGAGGAAGAACCAGGAAAUGUCAGACAGAUGCAGGAAGAUGGUGCUGAAAGAGCAUUUCAGAGGGGUGAACUGUAA
Molecule: messenger RNA, 1464 nt
Organism: Perognathus longimembris pacificus (Pacific pocket mouse)
Lineage: Eukaryota; Metazoa; Chordata; Mammalia; Rodentia; Heteromyidae
Product: calreticulin-like
Exons: 9
Coding region: 1-1464 (487 amino acids)
Biological process (GO): protein folding
Cellular component (GO): endoplasmic reticulum membrane; endoplasmic reticulum
Molecular function (GO): calcium ion binding
Source: RefSeq, a predicted model, not a curated record